Molecule: messenger RNA, 1654 nt
Organism: Ruditapes philippinarum (Manila clam)
Lineage: Eukaryota; Metazoa; Mollusca; Bivalvia; Venerida; Veneridae
Exons: 4
Coding region: 123-623 (166 amino acids)
Molecular function (GO): protein binding
Source: RefSeq, a predicted model, not a curated record
UGAAUGUUGUUUGAAUAUAUCACUACAAGCGUGGGAUGAACUGUUAGUUAUAAAGAGCCGUGCGAGCGGCAGCUUUUAAAGAUUUGUUUUUUGGAAGCAUUCACAGCAUAACGGAAGGCACUAUGAUUAUAAUACUGUUUGCAGUCCUGGGGCUGUUUGCCUCGUUUGUCAAUUGUUACAUUGACCUAGAAGACCUGGAAGACGUGGUUGUCCGCAGAGUAAAAAAACAACGUAUUGCGUUUGAGGCUCAUAUGGAAAGUGGAAAUGGGUUUAUCCCUUUGAACAAGCCACUUAUUUUUCCCGUCUGUACACUUAACGAGGGCAACGGUUAUGAUGACAAAAGUGGUAAAUUCACUGCGCCUAGAGCAGGUGUCUACACGUUUCAUGCGCAUGUCUGUCACGAUUGGGGUAAAUAUAUGGUGUUUGCCAUCACAAAGGGCGGCGUUCAACUAGCAGUUUCGUCAAGCUAUGAGAAUAUCGGCUCUACAUGUGGUUCCCUUAAUACCAUCGUGAGACUUAAGAGCGGAGAAGUUGUUAGUGUAGUCGCAAAAUGGACAGGCAGUCACUUAUUUGCAAAUGUGCACCGUUGGAUUUCCUUCGGUGGCUAUUUUGUAUACGCUUAGUGUAACCUAUAUGUUGUUGUUUACAGAACGAACAGAACAGUUCUUAAGUAUGUACGUAUUCAUGCAAAAGCUUGUUUGUAAUCAGUACAGCAAUAAUUUUUGAACAGAUUAAUUAAAUAAACCACUUUAAAUGAAUAAUUCAAUACUGUACCAGUACAUUUACACUUACUACAAGAUACAUUUUCGAAUGAGAAAGAACAAAUUAAACUGUACUUCAUAAAUUUUGACUAAUCACUGUAUACUCUUGCAAGAUUAAAUGAAUUUCCCUUCUUAUACAUCAACAUAUUGAAGACAAUAAUUAUUAAUAUAUAAUAUAUGCAUGCAUAGCCUGAUUUUGAAAGCUUACACUGUUAAUUUUUCAACAUUAUUCGCAUUUAAGGUAAGACAAAAUAAAAGUCUAGAGAUAACCAUUCAGUGUAAUAUAUAAUAAGGCGGAUUUUAGUGAUAAACGAUAUAAAAUAGCUGAUAAAAUAUGAGUAGUAUAAAUGGUAUAUACAUGUAACACUUUUGUGCUUAUUGUGUGUUUGUGUUUUAGUUUUUUUUUCCAUAAUUGUACUCAUAUAAUUAGUACUCAUAUAAUUACACAGAAGCCUUAUAUACGGAUUUCAUUAAAACGCAUUUUUUGUAAAUAAUCCACAUAGGCAUCACAGCAGCUGUGCAAAAAUUAUUAAUAAACGCCACGAUUGUCCAAUGAAAUAGUGAAAAAUAGAAUCCCUAAAGAAAGCCCAACACGGCAAAAUUGUAAAAUGUGGCGACGUUACAAACGUGCAGUAUUGUAAUACGUCACAUAAUUGGCGGCAUCAAUUGGACACAUUAUCUUGUAAUCUAUUUUUGUUUACAUUCCAUUCGACAGAGUUAUCCGAUUUUCAUAUAUCAGACAUUAAAUACAGCUUUUUUCAAUUGUUGUCAAUGCAAUGCGUAUACCAAUAUGGAAUGAACACUUUAAUUGUUAUCAAAUCAAACUUUAAUUGUAAUAUUUAGACUGUAGUUUGUAAUCAGAAAGCAAUAAAACAUUAAAAAUUAUAUACACA